UUGCGACUCCCUGAAAGAAUCAUGAUGACUGUACAUGGACAAGAGGCCCCUCCUAAAAAGACCCAUUUCCGCUACAACAAGGUCGAUGUUUGGAUGGAGUUUCAGUGUAUUUCCUAUUUGCAUGGACCGUUUUCCGCUGCUCUGGGUCCGCGCGCGCGCGCGCGCCUUACUCUACGGUAGAGUGGGCGCCAACAACGCGCGGACCCAGGAUGUUACCGCAAGGAGUCGCCACCCCGACAGAGUUGACAAAAUCGCUGUUCCUGACGCCCCUCGUUGAGGGCCAGUUUUGGCUCACGGCGGCUGCUUUGCACCCUUGUUUCACCGCAGCCGUGCCGCUCGUGACAAAAUAACGCUGGCUUUCGUUGUGCAGUUUCUCAGGUAUUUGGUUGAUACCUGCUGGCUUUCACUGUGAAAUCUCAUGUUUUUGCAGUUCAGGGAACAGAUGCCUUGUGAACUCUCUGGACUUGACUCCUUGGAUUGCGACACAGGCGGUAUGUACUUUCAACGGUUUCCUGCAAGAUUCGGUGUUGGACUUGAUCGCCAACUUCAAUCUCAUCAUGGCAGGGCAGUUCUAUUUCGCUGCCGCAUCAACAUUCAUCAUGUUGACUUGCACAGUAGCCGAAGUGAUGCUGGCACGUCAAGAGAACUUGAAACAAGAACUGCAGAAGUCGGCCAUCAAAGGGUUCAAAACAGAACCAGUUCUAAGAAUGUUGAAGUUGGAACAGUGUUUUGACACUCCCUUUUCUUUCGUGUUGAGCUGCUAUGCUUGGACAUUUGCCAUUCGAAACACAUGUUCCCUUCUCAACGGCAUGGGCACUUUGCUGUCUGGAGUUUAUGGCCUGGCCGGCACCAUUUACUGGGUGGAAGAUUUGGACCUUUAUCGAACGAAACCCAAAUGGACACAACCAUAA
Molecule: messenger RNA, 911 nt
Organism: Durusdinium trenchii
Lineage: Eukaryota; Dinophyceae; Suessiales; Symbiodiniaceae
Source: the annotation of a GenBank genome assembly